CAAGCUCUGUUCCUUUCUACGAAACGUUCAUUUAGUUUAAGAACAUCCCAAAGAAAUUUCAUUUAAUUGACGUAAAAGGAUACUGGGUCACAUGACUUAUUCUCUAUAAGACUGAAAACUGCCAUUCGUGUCCAAAGAGGGAGAACCGCACUAAACCAUGGAGAAAGUACCGCCAUUUUCUACUUCAAUCAUAGCUGGUGGGGCUGCCGGUCUUACUGUUGAUCUGUCACUUUUCCCUCUAGACACAAUAAAAACCAGGUUGCAAAGUCAGCAAGGGUUUUGGAAAUCGGGAGGAUUUAAAAACGUUUAUCGAGGCAUUGUUCCAGCAGCCGCCGGUUCAGUACCUUGUGCUUCCCUUUUUUUCUGCACCUACAAUACUUGUAAAAACAACUUAGGAUGUUUAGUUGGAAAAGACUUCAAACCAAUUGUUCACCUAUUAAGCGCAUCAGCAGGAGAAGUGGUUGCAUGUUCCGUCCGAGUGCCUGUAGAAAUUGUAAAGCAAAGAUUACAAGCAACUGCCACAAAAAAAUCUGCUGCCCAACUCACCAUAAAACUGUGGCAGGAUGAAGGGAUACUAGGAUUUUAUCGAGGACUAGGCAGUACAAUAUUGAGAGAGGUUCCGUUCUCCUGCCUCCAGUUCCCUCUCUGGGAAAUACUGAAGACUAAAUGGCAAGAAAGGAGCGGGAGGCCAACAGCACCAUGGGAGGGUGCUGUAUGCGGAGCAAUCGCAGGUGGCUUUUCUGCUGCACUUACUACCCCAUUGGAUGUGGCAAAGACACGCAUAAUGCUUUUCACCAAGUCCCCUGACAUUCCUCGACUGUCGUCUAAUAAAAUCCCAACAGUAGCAGAAACACUGGGAAUAAUCUACAGAGGAGAAGGAAUCCGAGGGUUGUUUGCUGGUGUAACACCAAGAGUAACCUGGAUCACUAUUGGAGGAGUAGUUUUCUUUGGUGUGUAUGAAUACACAGUUGAUGCUUUGAGCUGAAGAAAAUUGACAAAAUAUCGGAACACACAACUGUUUUCAGUACACUUAUAGUGAUUGUUUUAAUUAAAAAUUCAUUAAUUUUGAAAA
This is a messenger RNA of Thrips palmi, 1072 nucleotides long. Its product is annotated as S-adenosylmethionine mitochondrial carrier protein-like. Gene Ontology annotation, cellular component: mitochondrial inner membrane. The record is from RefSeq and is a predicted model, not a curated record. Gene Ontology annotation, biological process: transmembrane transport. The transcript is spliced from 7 exons. The coding region runs from base 158 to 985 and encodes 275 amino acids. Gene Ontology annotation, molecular function: S-adenosyl-L-methionine transmembrane transporter activity. Lineage: Eukaryota; Metazoa; Arthropoda; Insecta; Thysanoptera; Thripidae.